This is a messenger RNA of Centruroides sculpturatus (bark scorpion), 1510 nucleotides long. It is a transcript of the gene CLS, whose product is annotated as cardiolipin synthase (CMP-forming)-like. Gene Ontology annotation, molecular function: cardiolipin synthase activity. NCBI's taxonomy places the organism in Eukaryota, Metazoa, Arthropoda, Arachnida, Scorpiones, Buthidae. The transcript is spliced from 8 exons. Bases 97 to 1131 code for a protein of 344 amino acids. Gene Ontology annotation, biological process: cardiolipin biosynthetic process. Gene Ontology annotation, cellular component: membrane; mitochondrion. The record is from RefSeq and is a predicted model, not a curated record.
UACGUCUCUGUCAGAAAGAGUAUAUUCUGGGAAGGUGAAAGUUGGAUCGCGAGGAAAGAUGGCGCCGUGAAAAGAGCAAGAUGGUCGAACACAUGAAUGUUUCGUGGACUGGGAAAGUCUAAUACCAUACAAUUCGUCGAUUUUAUAAAGUUAUGUGUUUAUAAGUUAAGAAUGGCAUUUCUCUUCGGGCGGUACUUAUCGGUGACCGUAAAAUACGGUGAAUUGUUACGAGAAUGUACUUUUGGAAAUUUUAAAUAUUGUAAUUGCAUCAAUUUUACGAAUGGUUCAAGUUUCUACCCGAAGAAUGUAUCUUGGUUUGGUUUUAGAUUUCUGUCGGUCAGUGCACGAAAUCGAUUGAGAUGGUCCCGAUGCGCCGCUCAUCAAACUUUUUCUAGAAGGGAUUCCAGGGACGAGCACGUUGCCGUUUUGAUCAGACCCAGAGAAAAUGGAAGACUAAAGGGAACUAGAAUUAAAUUCAAAGAAACUACGCAUAAUGUUAGGAAAAGAAUUACGAAAAUUAAAGAAAAUGUAUUAACUGUUCCCAAUGGAUUGUCAGUUUUGAGAAUUACCCUCACACCAGUUCUUGGUUAUCUUGUUAUCAAUGGAAACUAUUUUUCGGCUUUAGGAAUUUUUAUCUUUGCUGGAAUAACUGAUUUGUUAGACGGCUUUAUUGCUCGUACAUUUCCUAGUCAGCAGUCAAUGAUUGGUUCAUUUCUUGAUCCAAUGGCAGAUAAAUUUUUAAUUGCAACUUUAUUCUUAUCCCUUACAAUUGUUGGACUCAUUCCAAUACCGUUAACUGCAUUGAUUGUUGUAAGAGAUAUGUGUCUAGUAGCUGCUGGAUUUUACAUUAGAUAUCAUUCUCUUCCACCUCCAAGAACACUUGGGAGAUAUUUUGAUGUCACUUUUGCAACAGCAAAACUUUCUCCAACUUUUAUUAGCAAGGUAAAUACAACACUUCAGUUAUCGUUAGCAGCUAUCACUCUAGCGGCUCCAGUUUUUCAAUACGUCGAUCAUCCUUACGUUCAGGCCUUAUGGUACGGAGUAGCGAGCACCACCGUUAUAUCCGGAAUGAGUUAUAUAUUUGGAAAAGAUACAUAUAAAUUUUUACAUUAUCGUACUAGAAAACAGUGAUUUUAUUGCACUGCAAGAUUAAGAAAGUAAUAUUUAACAUCAGAGAAUGGAUUUAUCCUUUAGAAUAGAUUAUUCAGAUCUUGCAGAAGAUCCAGCUAUGCUAAUUUUAAGUUUAGCAUCUUAAAAGAUCAUCUGAACGAUCAGGAUAGUCUACUCGUAGACAGUCCAUCGUUAAAAGUUAGAAUUAAAAAAAAAGCAUUAACUCUACGCUCAUCUCUUCUUCCUUUUAAGUUGUUUUUUUAAAGAUUAUGAAAGAAUGAGACAUUAAUUUCAAAACUGUGAUAUAUUUUUACUAAAUAAAACAAUUAUUAAAAAUUAGUAAAAAGUGUUUAUAAUUGUGGUAGAUAUAUAAAUGUUAAAUAUAUAAAUAUUGUACAUA